GUGCGACCCUGCAGCAUGCGUCAUCUGAUUGGUCGAUGCUGUUCGGCUCGUGGUGACGUCACGUGUAUAAAACCCCCCACCGCUCAGUCAGCACAGGAGAAGGCGCUCAGGGUUUGGAGUCUCGGUGUUCGGCUCGUUUCUCCUUCCGCUGUCUCGCUUCAUCUCGCCUCAUCUGUCACAAUGUCUGACUUCUCGGAGGAUCAGAUUCUUGAGUUUAAGGAAGCCUUCCUGCUGUUUGACCGAACAGGAGAUGGGAAGAUCAGCUACAGUCAGUGUGGAGACGUGAUGCGAGCUCUGGGUCAGAACCCUGUCAAUGCCGAAGUGCUCAAAGUACUUGGAAACCCCAAAGCUGAAGAGAUGAAUGUUAAAAUGCUGGAUUUUGAGCAGUUCCUGCCCAUGCUUCAGGCCAUCGCAAAGAACAAGGACCAGGGCUCGUUUGAGGACUUCGUAGAGGGUCUGAGGGUGUUUGAUAAAGAGGGGAAUGGGACAGUGAUGGGUGCAGAACUACGCCAUGUCCUCACCACGCUGGGUGAGAAGAUGACAGAAGAAGAAGUAGAGACACUGUUGGCGGGACAUGAAGAUGCAAAUGGCUGCAUUAAUUAUGAAGCCUUUGUGCGCCACAUCAUGGCCGGCUGAGUGUUGGAACUCGUCAGGAUGGUGAUGAGUGGUUGAAGACUUCAGAUCCAGUUUAUUAUUUUAUUUCCAGUAUGUUAUUUUUUCCUGAUAUGUUCAUGCCCCAUCACUUUCCUCUCUUUUUGCAUAGCUUUUUUUUUUUGUUAAUUACAUUUUUAUUAAGUGCCUUCAAACUGUUUUAUUCCUUCACCAUUCCUGGUCCACGUGUCUGAGGAGACGUCCUGUUUCAUUUCUCCUCCAGUGUUUUUCACUUUCAAGUUGUGUGUUAAAUGUUUAGAACAGAAAUGUAGAAGUUCCACAGGAUCUGUGUACAUGUUCAGGUGGGACAGGUGUGAAGGAAACUCUUCUUUCACAGCAAUACAGUAAAAGGUAGUUCCAGUUACUUGACCUGUUCUUGAUUGUUUAUCCCCACCAUCUGACCACACACACAGCUGAAAAUGUAGUUCCAUCUGACACUUUCUUCAUUUAGACACAAAUACCUUUACCUGAAGACUUCAUCACAGUGUGAAGACCAAAUUCCCUUCACCUGCACUCUAGAGUGAGGAGAAAUGCCACAGAAUUUUGAGAACAAAAUGACCUUCCUGUAGUGUUGAGUGUUGGAGUAAUGAGUCCAGUGUGUGUAAAGGGUGACCUGUUUAUACCCCUAUUUAUGUUUUACACUUCCAUCAGUAUUUUACUUUAUUAUCCUCACCACUGUGUGUCAUAACUGUAAAUUAAUAAAUACUGAGGUUUAAGAAUAA
Molecule: messenger RNA, 1373 nt
Organism: Hemibagrus wyckioides
Lineage: Eukaryota; Metazoa; Chordata; Actinopteri; Siluriformes; Bagridae
Gene: myl6
Product: myosin, light chain 6, alkali, smooth muscle and non-muscle
Exons: 7
Coding region: 16-636 (206 amino acids)
Cellular component (GO): myosin II complex
Molecular function (GO): calcium ion binding; structural constituent of muscle
Source: RefSeq, a predicted model, not a curated record